AUGGUGCCCAAGACUCUUGUUGUUAGUUCGACAAAUUGUUUAUCAUUCUUCUCCUCUCCUCUCGCUUCGCCGGUAGUAAUUAGACGCAGCCCACUGUGGAGCGCUCAUUCCGGGGCCCCCAGCAUCUGGGUGCGACGAUAUCGCGCCGUCUGGCCUUCCUACGGCAUCACCACCCCAAUCCCGGAUCCUAAUCCACAGUUCCCCAUCUCCCGCUCGCCUUUCUGCUUCCAGACAGGCUAUGCGCUCUGCGCCAAACGGCCCUCGCGUCCCUUCCCCCCACCGUUCCUGUCUCCGCCCUCUUCCUCCUUUUCCGACCCGCUGACCACCCACUACCUGAGUCAGGAUAAGAGAUUAUCCGUCCGGGGGGAUCUGGUCCGCGGCCUGAACAACGGCGACGAUGCUGUUUUAGUGGCGGAGAAUUACCUCGCCGUGAACGAUGGGGUCGGGGCGUGGGCAACCAAGCCGAGAGGUCAUGCUGCGCUUUGGUCUAGACUGCUCCUCCAUUACUGGGCCCUGGAACUUGAACGAGAACCCAAUGGCCAGUCCGAGUUAGAUCCUAUCGGCUAUCUCCAACGCGCAUACGAGGAAACCAUUCGAGCAACGACCUCCCCAGGUGAAUGGCUGGGAACAACUACAUCCGUCACAGCAAUACUGCACUGGAAGCGCGAUGCUACGGGAAACAUACGGCCCUUGCUCUACGUGACUAAUAUAGGUGACUGCAAGAUCUUUGUCGUCCGGCCUAGCGAGAAGAGGAUCGUCUUUCGGACCAAGGAACAAUGGCAUUGGUUCGACUGUCCUAUGCAGCUGGGCACCAACAGCGUCGAUACUCCCCAGAAGGAUGCAGUCCUUUCCUUGAUUGAUGUGCAGGAGGAUGACCUUGUGGUGGCCGUGUCAGAUGGUAUCGUGGACAAUCUGUGGGAGCAUGAGAUCCUGACGAUCAUCCUGGAUAGUCUGGAAAAGUGGCAGCAAGGACGUCAUGAAGACAAGGACUCGGAGUGGGCACCUCCGGCUGUGAUGGCGGACGAGCAGAUGGUGUUUAUAGCGAGGGAGCUGCUCAAGUCUGCUCUGGAGAUUGCCCAGGAUCCCUUUGCGGAGAGUCCGUACAUGGAGAAGGCGGUGGAUGAAGGACUGGCCGUGCAGGGUGGGAAAAUGGACGAUAUCAGUGUGGUAAUCGGCUCUUGCAGGAGGAGGACGUAA
Messenger RNA from Aspergillus tubingensis, 1197 nucleotides. Its product is annotated as protein phosphatase 2C. The transcript is spliced from 3 exons. The record is from RefSeq and is a predicted model, not a curated record. Bases 1 to 1197 code for a protein of 398 amino acids. Lineage: Eukaryota; Fungi; Ascomycota; Eurotiomycetes; Eurotiales; Aspergillaceae.